Adineta ricciae is the source of this 2583-nucleotide messenger RNA. The record is from the annotation of a GenBank genome assembly. Lineage: Eukaryota; Metazoa; Rotifera; Eurotatoria; Adinetida; Adinetidae.
AUGGAAGUCGAAUCCUCAAGCUCCGAAGAAGAACUUUCUGAUAAUGAAUUAGAUUCACAGAUAUGGAAUAAAAUAGAUUCAGAAUCGGAUGAUAAUACAAUCUAUCCUAUCGAUUGUUAUCGCCAUUUCAUCACUGAUGAAAUCAUUAACCUUAUGGUUCAUGAAACUAAUCGAUAUGCACAGCAACACUUACAAGCUCAAGAACUUGCCCAACGAUCAAAAGCUCUUCAAUGGAAACCAACUACUCAUGAAGAAAUGUUAAAAUUCUUGGGAAUUAUCAUCGAAAUGGGUCUGGUACGAAUGUCAAGAGUGAACUAUUAUUGGAGCAAAAGCAAGUUAUAUGGCUCUGAAGUUAUUCAAAAUACCAUGUCAAGAGACAAAUUUGAAUUACUUCUCAAAUUUUAUCAUUUUUCGAAAAAUGAGGAGCAACGUGAAGAUGACGACAUAUUGUUCAAGCUGAAACCACUUCUCAGCCUGCUGCAACUGAGAUUUAUGUCAGUUUACGUUCCAGGUCAAUUGUUACUAUUGAUGAAACAAUGGUCCCAUGGAAAGGUAGCUAGUACGACAGGAUAUACUUGCAAUUUUAUGGUUUAUACUGGUAAGCAGAGUUCAAUCGCAGGUCAUGGUCAUGCUGAAACAGUUGUAAUGCAACUGAACAAAUAUGGUAUUAAAUUGAUCAAAUGGAAAGAUAAAAGAGAUGUCUUGAUGAUAUCUACAAAGCCAUCGCAUUCAACAGCUGUGACAGAUACAAAGACAAUAAAUAAGUUAAAUGAACGUAGCAUGAAGACACAGGUGAUACUGGAUUACAACGAAGGAAAGCAAGGUAUAGAUUUAUCUGAUCAGUUGUCAUCAUAUUAUACAUGCCUUAGUCGAUCUAUAAAAUGGUAUCAAAAGGUGGCAUUUGAAUUGAUAUUUGGAACUUCCAUCGUUAAUGCUUAUUUAAUUUACAAAGAAAAGUAUAGCACAAGCAAUAUGACUAUGCUCCAAUUUCGUGAAAGCCUUAUGCGAUCUUUACUUCUUGGUGUACCAUUUGAGAACUUGAAACCUGGCCCAAAACAACAGCCAACAAACGAGAGAAAACGAAAACACACUGAUCACUUGCUCGAAGAAAUGAAAGGAACUGCACGCAAUGGCCGAAGAAGAUGUGUCGGUUGCUAUGAAAAGAUUAGACAACAACAAUCAAGAGAAGCAAGUGCAAUAACAGCAAAAAGAAUGACAAGAAAAUUAAAUCGCAUAAGUUUAAUUAAAUUAUUCUUCUCUGCUUUGAUUCCAUUCACUAUUGGUCUUUUCACUGUGAUUACAACAAUUCAACAGCAAAAAUUUUCUUCUGCACAACGUGAACAAGACAAACAGGAUGCCCUUCUCUCGAGACAACAAUCUGAUCUCCAUGCCGAAAAUUUACACAAAGAAAAAGUAUACGAAACCUAUCUUGAUGAUGUCUCAGAACUAUUCACAAUGAAUAAUAGCAAAGAUACGUUGAUGAAAAUCCGCGCUAAAACAUUAGCUAGUCUUCGACAACUCGACAGAGAACGGAAAAAACAUUUACUCUUGUUUCUUUAUGAUAGUGAACUGAUUUAUCAUUCACCAGAAAAGGCAAUUUCAUCCUUAUUGAAAGUCAAUGAAGCUGACUUCAAUGGAGUCAAUUUUCGAGGAACAGUGGAUGCUACUUGUUCGUUUAAUUACCUCUACUUACAUCAUGUUUAUUUAUCGAAGGCAUCAUUUAUCAACUGUUUCAUUGACCGUUCAAACUUUUCUUAUUCCAUCAUGUACAAGAUAAAUUUCACUAGAACACGAUUCUUUCGAACAUCUUUCAGAUUUGCAGUAUUGAACCAAGCAGAUUUUAGUCAAGGGACAUUUUUCGAGAUGGAUUUUGUUGGAGCAUCACUAGUCGAGUGUAAUUUUACUGGUGUCAGAUGGAUUACGCAAUAUAUGGAUUUUAUAGGUACGAACUUGACAGGAGCAAUCAUAUCAGAUCAACUAUUGAAAAGAAUGAAACUGCAUAAUUCUAUUCUGCCUAAUGGAACAUGGGGACCGAUUGUAAGGAAAAAUUUAGUGGUUAAUGGUGAUGCCGAGCAGAACGAUCUGCUAACUAACAAUACAUAUCCGACUGGUUGGACUGUCUCAGUUCCUGGAAGGCUAAGUUCCAUUGCGUACAAUAACCAGAAUUCUACAACAGGCUAUGGAAAAUACCAUUUUCGAGUGACGCCAUCAUAUAGUUUAAAAUUGGCGGUAUCGAUGGCUCAGAAUAUAUCUUUUGAUGAGUUCAUUCUAUUGAUCUCAGCUGGUAUCGCUCGCUACAAUGUAUCCAUCGAUUACCAAUGUUCAGGCAACCAAUACGGCUAUAUGCAGCUCACUUUCUUCGAUAUGAAUGGUUUAACAUAUGAACCUGUAUAUCGAGAAACCAAGAGUAAAAUGCAAAUCGAACGUUUGAAAGUAUCAAAUCAAUUUAAUCGUGAGAUGCAUAAAGUUCAGUUAAAAGUUGGAUUCAUCAGAAAUUUGACCUAUGACGAUACUAAUACAAAUAACGAAGAAAACUAUUGUAUCGCUGACAAUAUCCGAUUUUUUAUUACAAAAAUUAACUAG